GGAAGUUUUGGACGAGCGGGAAAACCAGGAUCACCUGGACUACCGGGCAUGGAAGGUUUAAAUGGUGAGAUAGGAAGACGAGGAAAAGAUGGACAACUGGGACAAACUGGACCGCCGGGAAAUCCGGGACGGAAAGGACAUCAAGGAAGGCCUGGUAUGCCUGGUUUCUCAGGCCCACCUGGUGCACAGGGAGCGGAUGGAGAAUUGGGAGACCGCGGACUUGAUGGCAGACCGGGUGCACCUGGCGAUUCAGGAUUUCGUGGAUUCCCAGGACCGGCCGGGGAAGAAGGAACUCCGGGAUCCAUGGGCACACCUGGAAUUCCAGGAAACGACGGGGAGCCCGGACAAUCAGGAGAGCCCGGAGAAAAUGGGGACGAAGGAGAACUGGGCCCUCCGGGUAAACCUGGAAGCUAUGGCGUUCUUGGACUUCUGGGGGAAUCAGGAACAAAGGGCGAGAUCGGCGUUCAAGGAGAUCUGGGAGACGAUGGUGCAGAUGGAAGCGUAGGAGAGAGAGGGCAAAGUGGACUAGAGGUUUGAAUAG
Messenger RNA from Orbicella faveolata, 541 nucleotides. RefSeq lists its product as uncharacterized. Gene Ontology annotation, biological process: extracellular matrix organization. NCBI's taxonomy places the organism in Eukaryota, Metazoa, Cnidaria, Anthozoa, Scleractinia, Merulinidae. The record is from RefSeq and is a predicted model, not a curated record. Gene Ontology annotation, cellular component: extracellular region. Gene Ontology annotation, molecular function: extracellular matrix structural constituent conferring tensile strength; peptidase inhibitor activity.